This is a messenger RNA of Didymella exigua CBS 183.55, 1272 nucleotides long. RefSeq lists its product as uncharacterized. NCBI's taxonomy places the organism in Eukaryota, Fungi, Ascomycota, Dothideomycetes, Pleosporales, Didymellaceae. The transcript has a single exon. The coding region runs from base 1 to 1272 and encodes 423 amino acids. The record is from RefSeq and is a predicted model, not a curated record.
AUGGCCGACGUUAAUGUAGAACAUGGACACCAAAAAGCUUCGAAUGGCAAGCAACUUCUCAAAAAGGACGACUUAUACUUCAACGACAUGGAUAUACGAGCAUGGGAACGAAGGACGGCAGCACUCGGUGGCGCGUCCAGCAGGAACGAUCGCGGUUACCAGGAAGACGAGGGCUACCAUGACGAUUCUGGAGGACCCAUGUCUGCAGCUGAAUACGAAGAAUUGCUCUUUCAACGCGUUCUCGAUAAGAUCCGACUUGCGAGAGCAGCAGAUGUCCCCGACGUGCAACUCACCCCAGAGGAGCUGGAUGCGUACCGGUCGAAGCUUCAUGGCACAACGUCGACAGCAGCCCCUCCGCCACGUAGCUCUCGCUCAUCCCCUCCCAAAGAUACCAUGAGUGUGGCGAACACCAGCACAACCACCAAGAAGGGUUCAAGCAGUAACACACGAAGUAAGAAGGAGCACCAGAGAUCUUCAUUGUUUUCAUCGAAGUCCAAGAAAGAGAAAGCGAAGCCCAGUGGCCGUAAACGCGCUCCUUCGAACCUAUCCAGCGCUCCCCCACCCGGCUUCAUGAUCCCUGGUCCAGAUGGACAGUUAAUCUACACACCCAUCAGUGCUUACCAGGGCAGUAUGGCACGCGACCCAGGAACACUACCUCAACCGACGCCUCCAAUAGUCUCAAGUAGCGAGCAGCCUGCUCCCGCACGUCGUGCUCUGUCAGACAUGCCCGGAGCCUUCCCCGGCGCCCUUCCUAUCUCUCCACACUUAUACCGCCCCACUACCCCCUUGGAAGAAACCCACCCUUCGUCACGAGAUCUGGCGCCCGCCUUCAACGGCCUGGGCAUCAGUACGCAACCCAGCUCAAAGCGCUCUUCAAAGUCCUCAAAACUUGAAACUACGCCCGUGGAACCCUACCAGUACCACAACUUCAGCUCUUCAUCGUCUGCGCAGUCCAGUCCAAAACCCAAAUACACCCGCAGAGUGUCGAGCGCGGAGAGCAGCUAUACCGCUAUGCCGCGUCGGGUGCCUGUGCCGCCACCUCGUCCGCCGAUGCAGCAUAACUACUUGGAUGCAAGUCUUGGCCCACAGACCGUGGGCAUGAGAGCCGAGCGAUUCGCUGGUGUCGGUGACGAGGAUGUCAUGAUGGCAGACGUGGGUGCGCAGACUGACAGUGGGAAGUCGGUGAAGACCAGCGGGAAGCGUGAGUCUUGGAGUGCUGGGGUGAAAGAGGAGAAGAGGAGGAAGAGUGGGAAGGGGAAGAAGAAGGCCUGA